AUGGCGGUUGAUUGGAUCACCAGGAACCUGUACUGGUCUGACAGUGGUUUAAAACAGAUCAUGGUGUCCAGGGAGGAUGGUCGGUACCCCCACAGGUUGUUCUAUGAUGGUGUUGACGAACCUCGGUCUAUAGCUGUUCACCCGGUUAAAAGGUUUUUAUUUUGGUGCGAUGCUGGAGUGGAACGACCAGGAAUCGAGAGGAGUUAUUUAGACGGUUCCAAUCGGACUAUUAUAGUGGCCAGAAACAGAGUACAGAGACCUCGGGCUCUUGCUAUUGAUUUUAAAGAUGAUCGGUUGUAUUGGACAGAUGGGAUGGUGAUUCACUAUGGUAAACUUGAUGGUACUGGUCAAUUCUGUCUACACAGUUCAGGAAGGUCUACAGUUAGGUCCUUAUUGGUCCUACAGCUAUACACGGUCACGAACAUCUUCACAAUGUCAAGCUAUCACGAAUUUCGUCUUAUACAUCAACUACAGAGCCCUAGACAGAAAGAGUUUCUGUCGAUGCCUCUAAUUGGUUUUAAUCUCUACCGUACAGUCCAAUCAAAUCGCUGCAGUUAUAAACUUCCGUUAUAUAAGAAUAAUGGCUAUUGCAGUCAAGAUGCAUGUGGAAUAAAGAACGGUGACUGUGAACACUUGUGUCUACCAUCAGCUACUGGCAGGACUUGUGCUUGUUCUCUCGGAUAUUGGAAGAUUAACGAAACCAGGUGUAUUUCUGGCGUUGGUGAUGAGAAAUUCUUAUUGUUUGCGGAUCAACGACAAGGCGCCAUAUUUCAACGACCGUUAUUCCUGAAUGAGUACUAUGCCAUACCAUUACAGGGGGUAAAACAACCGAGAGAUGUGGUUUAUGAUCCAGUCAAGAAAUUCUUUUCGGCACCCUGUGAUACAUUUUUUUUUAUUUCAGCGCCCUACACAUUAACCCUGGACGCCAAAUCUCAACUGCUGUACUUUGUGGAUAUUUAUAAGGACUUGGUGGUAGCUGUCAACCUCAGAAAUAAACAAUAUGCUAAAAUAAUUGAGGGCGAUCGAUUCGUAGCCUUUCAGAAUAUCAAAAAUGUGGCUUUGGAUCCGACCAGAGGAAUGAUGUACAUAUCAUGUCAGCAUAAAAUGAUCUCGGAUAACAAGACCAGAUUAAUUGGUGCCAUUUAUUCAGCGACAAUGACAGGGAAGAAUUUAACAGCCUUUCAUAUUGGACCUGGUGAACCUAAAGGUCUGGUAGUAUAUGAGGAUGAGGUCAUAUGGAUAGACAGUCAAAAGAGAUAUAUCAAGGGCAAGGCCACAGUCAACGGAUCGGUUUAUGACUUAAAACGGAUUACUGAAUCCGGUCAGUUACAUGAUAUCACCAUAUCCGAUGGUUAUAUAUACUGGACGGUUUUAUCUGGAAAACCAAUAAAAAGAUCACCGUUGGAUAACUUGACAGAAACAGAGACUCUGGGUUGGGACAAUUUCUAUAGAGUCCAGAGUAUUGAUUCAUAUACAGGUGAUACGCUCAAUGAAUUUUGUCUGACAAGGGGAGUAAACAAUGGAACCCUGGUGAAUAAUGGACGGUCCAGAUAUGUACCAGUGGGCUAUAGAUUAGAGAUACUGUGUAAUCCAGGAUAUAAGAUAAAAGGCAAGAUGACAGCAGAAGAUAACAGGAGGGGUUAUGUAUUGUGUAUUGGAGAGGGCAGUUGGAAUAAACGAGCUGUUUGUGAAUUUGCUUUACUCUACGAGAUCCAUGGAACAAAUAACCGUGGUUACGUAGAGCUGACAAGAUCAACCUACUUUCUCGUCCCACCCCGAGUCAAGAGAUUAAACGUGAUCUGUAUCGGAGGUGGUGGUGGAGGCUUCGAUUCUAAUUAUAAAGAAUUUAAGAAGAAAGACAAGGCUGGAGACGGUCAGGCGUCAAGUUUCAGUGACAAGUUGAUUAGUUUGGGAGGCGAAGGCGGCAGACUCUGGCGAGGUGGAAACGGAGGCAUCGGAACAGUUUUAUUUGGUGGUGAGGGAGCUAGUGCCAACGACUGUCACUAUGGGGGUGCGGCAGGACAGCUGACCCAGAAGAAGGGCUGCUAUCAACCAUCAACGUUCUGCUUGUACUGUGGUGCUGGGGGUUCUAGGGGCAAAGGCGAAUGCCCACUGUGUCCCUUAGGAUUGGAGGGGGGUUGCUCGGGUCCUCUGAGCUCCAACGCCACUAAACAUGCAGGAUGUAGUUAUGGGGGAGGGUCCAGUGGAGGCUCGGGAGGGGGAGGGGGUGGCGCUGGGUACUCCAGAGCUUACGUUGACGUGACCCCAGGGGAAAUGGUGCUAGUAACCGUGGGAAAAGGAGGUGCCCCGUCAUACAAACCCGCGGGGGACGGGAUUGUGGUCAUCAGCUGGAAUGGGCGUAUUGAAGAUUUUAAAACGGACAGAAUAAUGAUGUAUGAAGAAUCUAAUUUUGAAGAUAAAUCUUGCUUGUAA
Molecule: messenger RNA, 2433 nt
Organism: Lottia gigantea (owl limpet)
Lineage: Eukaryota; Metazoa; Mollusca; Gastropoda; Lottiidae
Exons: 13
Coding region: 1-2433 (810 amino acids)
Source: RefSeq, a predicted model, not a curated record